UUUUUUGAUUUUUGUAGGUUAUGUUUAUCAUUCCAAGUGCGGACACCGCAGUAGCAUUUUCAACAUGUUAAACAAAAUAAAAAAUUGGAAGCCCGUUGAGAUAGACGGUAAUUUAUUUAAUGCUGGUGCGGAAGGUUUGGUUGGAAUCGAAGAAUGUACCGAUUACGAUUUGGGUGACAUUGUUAAAAAUAAAAAGAGUAGUAAAAAAAAGAAACGUAACAAUAAAGUUUCAAAACAAAAUGCAAUGAAAACGGAGAUAAAUGGAAAAGAUACAGAAAACACAGAUUUUCACCCAUCCAAAUGUGGAGACACCUCAUUGAGUAGUGUUACUGAAGAAGUUGAGACAGUCGACACUUCAGCUUGGAGUAACUAUGGAUUACCUCAAAGUAUUUUAAAAGCUUUAGGAGAACUGAAAUUCUUAGAACCAACAGAAAUUCAGUCUCUAACUUUGCCUGCAGCAAUAUUAGGACGAAAAAAUGUGUUGGGAGCUGCUGAAACUGGUAGUGGCAAGACUUUGGCAUUUGGUUUGCCAAUUUUAACUGGAAUUUUAAAAAUUAAGGAAAAAGAGACCAACAAUGCAGAAGAGGUGCCAGAAUCUUCUGAUGAAGAAAUGGAAUUAGAUGGGGAUGGCAUGGGUUGUGUAAAUGCUGUAAAACUUAAUAAAAAGCCAGAAAAGCCUUUGUAUGCUCUGAUAUUAACCCCUACAAGAGAAUUAGCACUGCAAAUUAAGAAACAUCUAACACUAGUGGCUAAACAUACAGGGAUAAAUAUUGCUGUUGUGGUGGGUGGAAUGGCAGCUGUAAAGCAAGAACGGAUUUUAGGCAAAUCACCUGAAAUUGUUGUGGCAACACCUGGUAGAUUAUGGGAGUUGAUUCAGCAAGGAAAUGAACAUUUAUCAAAAAUUGAUAACAUUAGAUUUCUAGCAAUUGAUGAAACCGAUAGAAUGUUGGAACGUGGUCAUUUCCAAGAAUUGCAUGAUUUAAUAGAAAGAAUUAAUUUGGAUGAGGAAAAAAAGAAAAAGAGACAGAAUUUUGUAUUUUCAGCCACAUUAACAUUAGUACAUGAUUUGCCAAAGCAUUUGGCAAUUAAAGGCAAAGUGAAAUCUAAGAAAAUAAAUGAUAUGACUCCAGAACAGAAGCUGCUUAAAAUUGUAAAUUCAUUAGGAAUAGAAGAUCCCAAAAUUGUAGACAUUACUAAGGGGUCGGGAACAUCGUCUACACUUACUGAAUGUCGCAUAACAUGUGCCAUUGAUCACAAAGAUUAUUAUGUUUACUACUUUUUGCAAAAACAUCCAGGCAGGACUUUAAUAUUUUGCAAUUCAAUAGGCUGUGUCAAAAGACUUACAAAUUUACUUACAUUAUUGGAAUGUAAUCCCUUACCUUUACAUGCUUCAAUGCAACAAAGGCAAAGAUUGAAGAACUUGGAUAGAUUUACGGAAAAUGAGUUGGGAGUUUUAAUUGCAACAGAUGUAGCUGCAAGGGGGUUGGACAUACCCAGGGUGGAACAUGUUCUGCACUAUCAAACUCCCAGAACUAGUGAAAGUUAUGUACAUAGAUCUGGUAGAACAGCUAGAGCAUCAAAGGAAGGCAUCACUGUGUUACUCAUUGAACCAACUGAGCUUCCAAACUAUUUAAAGCUUUGCAAGACUUUAGGAAAAGACCAAGAUUUGCCAAUAUUCCCAGUGGAGGAUAACUAUUUAAAUGCUGUAAAAAUGAGAGUAAACUUAGCAAGGGAGUUAGAUAAAAUUGAGUUACAUGUGAGGAAAGCAAAUUCUGAAGCUGGUUGGCUACAAAAAGCUGCAGAAGAAAUGGAUAUUAUUGUUGACAAUGAUUUAUCUCAAUUUGAUUCUAAGGAAGUGAGAAAGAAUAAGAAGCUUGCUGAUUUAAAACGGAAACAGUUAACAUCUUUGUUGGCCAAACCCAUAUUUCCAAAAGGAUUUAGUGGAAAAUAUCCCUUGGCUACAGGCGAAUUAGUAAUGCCCAUGAUUCAGAGUGAAAUCAAAGAGAAAGCUGUUGAUAUAAUGAAGGCUGCAGCUGAAACAUACAAAGCUAAUAAGAGUAAGUUUGUCAAACUGUACAAAGGAAACAAAAACAAGAAGGAGAGGCGGGAAGGAGUUAUUAAGUUACCCAAAUUUAAGAAAGAGAGCAAAGGAAAAAAGAAAUUUAAACGAAGGUCUUAAUUUGUAACUUGUUUAUAUUUUAUUAAAAAACUCUAUUAAAAAAGUCUUUUAUUAAA
This is a messenger RNA of Aethina tumida (small hive beetle), 2235 nucleotides long. RefSeq names its product ATP-dependent RNA helicase DDX24. Bases 65 to 2179 code for a protein of 704 amino acids. NCBI's taxonomy places the organism in Eukaryota, Metazoa, Arthropoda, Insecta, Coleoptera, Nitidulidae. The transcript has 8 exons. Gene Ontology annotation, cellular component: nucleolus. Gene Ontology annotation, molecular function: ATP binding; RNA helicase activity; nucleic acid binding. The record is from RefSeq and is a predicted model, not a curated record.